AUGAAAGCGUGGACAGCCCACGACCAAGACACAACAUUGUCUUGCUGCAGAACACUGCACGUCAAACACGCAGCUUACGCAAGUGCCCUCUAUACUUUGAAUAUAUCAAUUUUUGUGGUGCUGUUAUAUAGUUGGAGGAUCGGUGUUAAUGCUAAGAAGUAUAAAGAUCUCGACGAUGUUUAUUACGGUGUACAGAUAGCAUAUUUCGCGAUUAUCGGAACACAAAUGUUUAUGAUCGUGCUCAGUAUAUUCCUUUUUUACGGGAUUUAUAAAGAAAACGUGGCAUUUCUCGUGCCGUGGGUGUUGGGCUGUAUGACGUUCAUGGCAUUGGAGGCUAUGGCCAUGGUCUACUCUAACAUACUACGAGAUCACGUCAACAAACAAUUCGACGCGAUGUGCAAAGCGGAAAUAUUAUUUUUAAUACCGAGAAUACUCUUGAAUUGUCUAUGCAUAUGGUGCGUAUUGCGACUGUAUCACCUCUUAAGAGUAGGAGUCACGUGGAAAGGCUCAGCUGCUAUCGAGCUG
Molecule: messenger RNA, 525 nt
Organism: Brenthis ino (lesser marbled fritillary)
Lineage: Eukaryota; Metazoa; Arthropoda; Insecta; Lepidoptera; Nymphalidae
Source: the annotation of a GenBank genome assembly